Penicillium oxalicum is the source of this 1002-nucleotide messenger RNA. Its product is annotated as Mov34/MPN/PAD-1 family protein. Lineage: Eukaryota; Fungi; Ascomycota; Eurotiomycetes; Eurotiales; Aspergillaceae. The record is from RefSeq and is a predicted model, not a curated record. Gene Ontology annotation, biological process: protein deneddylation. The transcript has 2 exons. Gene Ontology annotation, molecular function: protein binding; metallopeptidase activity; deNEDDylase activity. Gene Ontology annotation, cellular component: COP9 signalosome; cytoplasm. The coding region runs from base 1 to 1002 and encodes 333 amino acids.
AUGCAGGCUGCACAGCAGUCCUGGGAGUUUGGAAAUGCCAUCAGUGUGUUUGACCCACAAAAAGAUGCUCUAUAUCAAUAUGACGAAGCCACCCAAAAACGACUAAAUGCCGAGCGACCUUGGGCAUCGGAUCCCUAUUACUUCAAAUCCGUCCGCAUCUCUGCGGUAGCGCUCCUCAAGAUGGUGAUGCACGCCCGCUCGGGUGGAUCUCUCGAAGUCAUGGGCUUGAUGCAAGGCUACAUCCUGCCCAGCACAUUUGUUGUGACCGAUGCAUUCCGAUUGCCUGUCGAAGGAACCGAGACCCGAGUGAAUGCCCAAGACGAGGCCAACGAAUACAUGGUGUCAUAUCUACAAUCGUGCCGAGACGCAGGGCGGAUGGAAAAUGCUGUUGGCUGGUACCACAGCCACCCAGGAUACGGGUGUUGGCUCUCCGGUAUAGACGUGGCGACCCAACAGACCCAACAGAUGACCGGUCCGUUCGUGGCUGUUGUCAUUGACCCCGAGCGAACAAUCUCAGCUGGACGUGUGGAGAUCGGUGCGUUCCGCACAUUCCCACUCGACUUCAUGCCAUCAAAAGAGACACAAGAAGACGACGAAUACCAGACUAUUCCUCUCGGCAAGGCGGAGGAUUUCGGCGCGCACGCCAACCAAUACUACUCACUUGAAACGACACACUACAAGAGCACGCUAGACGCUGAAAUUCUGUCUUUGCUCUGGAAUAAGUACUGGGUCGCAACUCUUAGCCAAAGUCCACUCUUCACAUCCCGCGACUUUGGCAGCAAGCAAAUGAUGGACCUCAGCCAAAAGGUGCGUAAGGCAGCACGAGUCAUCGAAACCAGUGGCCCUCGAGGUGGCUCUGCGACAGCAAAAGACCAGCAAUUGGAAAAGGUUGUUCGCGGGGGACAACGUAUUGUGUCGGAAGAAGUCAAAGGGCUUUUGGCUUCAGAGGUCAAAAUGAAGCUUUUCCAGGACAUCGCGAAUGGUUCCCCCUCACAAGCUUGA